Molecule: messenger RNA, 4247 nt
Organism: Neoarius graeffei (lesser salmon catfish)
Lineage: Eukaryota; Metazoa; Chordata; Actinopteri; Siluriformes; Ariidae
Product: nuclear factor 7, brain-like
Exons: 6
Coding region: 583-2034 (483 amino acids)
Molecular function (GO): zinc ion binding; protein binding
Source: RefSeq, a predicted model, not a curated record
AAGCUGGAGCCUAUCCCAGCUGACUACGGGCGAAAGGCGGGGUACACCCUGGGCAAGUCGCCAGGUCAUCACAGGGCUGACACAUAGACACAGACAACCAUUCACACUCACAUUCACACCUACGGUCAAUUUAGAGUCACCAGUUAACCUAACCUGCAUGUCUUUGGACUGUGGGGGAAACCGGAGCACCCGGAGGAAACCCAUGCGGACACGAGGAGAACAUGCAAACUCCACACAGAAAGGCUCUCGCCGGCCACGGGGCUUGAACCUGGACCUUCUUGCUGUAAGGCGACAGCGCUAACCACUACACCACUGUGCCGCCCACAUAGCACACAUAGUUUCUGAAAAGUGUUGCCAGGUGAAUGUGACAUUUUAAAGAAAAUGGGCUGAAGGAAGUUCCUUGUCUGUGUUUCCAGUAACUCAAGGUGCAGCUGUUUAAGGUUUCUAACGCUUUCAGUUUAAUGACUUCAGCGGUGUUGUGCUGAGAGGAAAGCUGUGUCGAGACUUGUGCAGCAGCUCUGAUUUUAUUAACAGCUCCUGACUGAGUGAUUCACAUCAAGGAACCACAGUAUCAGCUCAACAAUGACUUCUGGUUUGUCUCAUCAGAUCCGCUGUCCUGUAUGUUGGAAUGAUUUAAAAGAUCCAGUGUGUCUUCCAUGUGAGCACUUCUACUGUAGAGGAUGUAUUACUGAGCAUAUAACCAGAAGUACUUCUGAUGCCAAAUGCCCAGAAUGCCGUAGCCCGUUUACGCAGAAUGAUAUCAGAGUAAAUCGUGUUUUAAGAAACUUGGUGGAUGCAGCCAAAGAGCAUCUGAGGGAGCAUCAAGCCUUGAAAGAGACGGUCAUAUCUGACUCCACAGGGACUGGAACCCACAAACAAGUCUUCACAAAACGUUGUAUGGACCACAAUGAAGAACUCAAGCUUUUCUGUGUGACAGAUCAAAAACCUAUUUGUGUUAUCUGCAAAGAGGAAAAGACACACAAAGGACAUAAUUUUAAAACUUUAAAGGAUGCAUUCGACACCAAGAAGCAAAAGACAUCUGAGGCUCUGGAAACUUUGCUCAGCACAGAAAACACACUGGUUGCUUUGAUUAAUGAGCAGGCUGAAGAGAUUCUGAAAACAAUGGAAAAAUCCAAAGCACUGUCAGACCAGAUGUCUGCCCAGUUUUCGAAGCUGCACCAGUUCCUGAAUGACAAAGAGAGGGAGGUGAAAAAACAGCUAGAGGAGGAGGAAAAUCAAAUCUUGAACAUAAUGGGAGAAAACAUGCGUGCAAUGGAAGAAAUGGUGUCAGAUGGGGGAGAAAAACAAGUACUUCUGAGGUCAGCUUUGGAGAUGCAUCAACCUACCCAGUUCCUACAGUGGUGGCAUGAGCAUGGACGCGCCAUAAUGAGGGAAAUAUUGCCAUGCAAAACAACGUACCUGACUCUGCAAGAAUUUAAUGUUAUACCUGACACCCUGUCUCUUGGUCCCUAUGAGACUUACCUGCAGUUCUUUGUGUGGAAAGAGAUGUUAAGAUUCAUCCAGCUAGUGCCUCAUCACCACACUGUGGAAGACACAGGUGAUCAAAGCGUAAGCAUUUCUCCCAGUAGACUCUGUAUCCAGCCCAACAAGGUUGCAAAAAUCCAAAAAAACAAACCUAACUCCCUUUGGCUAAAGACAGUGUCAUCAUUUAACAAAGGGAAACACUUCUGGGAGUUGGAUGUUGGGAAGAAAGUGGACUGGGGUGUUGGAGUUUGUAGCUGUGAAUCAGGUAAACUAGUCAGUGACACAGUGCUUUGCUUCAACUCAGACUCUGGCUACAACAUCCAACAGACCCAUGAUAUGGACAGCACAGUUGAUCUUCCAUCAAAGCCGAGGAAGAUAGGCGUGUACCUGGACUGUGAGGGAAAUCAGGUCUCAUUCUAUAAUGCUGAUAAAAUGACUCUCAUUGAAACUAGAGUCUUGUCAAAACCACCACCCCAUGCUCUCUAUCUCUCCGCUGGGCUUUACUUAGAUGGAAAGAACAGCGAUCCACUCACCAUUUGUUGGUAUUAAGAUAUUGCCUAACUCUAAAAGAACAAGACACUGUUUUGCUAAGUAAUUCAAGUUGAUGUUUAAAUUAAAGGAAUUGUAUAUUUGUUUUUGUUCUAUCCACAUCCACUGGAUAUGAGCAAUCACGUGCUCUGAUUGGCUACUCUACUACUAGGCUAUCAGCUCAUAUACUAUGAGUAGAGAAAAACAAAAUGGCAGAGUGCAUCAAGUCAGAUACCGUAUAUCACUUUGUUAUCAAGUAUUUAAAAGAAACAGAAAUAGCUAAAAUAAUAUAAACACUCACACACACACACUCCCCCACCCCCAAUUAUCUCCUAUUCCACACUCCAGCCCAGUUGUUGGUGGUAAUGCACCUUUAAUUUGGUUUUCCAACCACCAAAAAAACCCUAAAGAAGAAGAAGAAAAUGGUGGAGCAUGUUGCUGAACCAACCAAGGAUGAAAUAAAAACUCUACUUGAAAACAAACCCCCCCCCCCCCCCCCAAAUAAAAAAAGCAACAAAAUAUGGAAUGAAAGUAUUUCAUGGUAAGAACAUAUCUUUUUUUUAUUUUUCAACAAUUAUGAUAGCAUUUUUCACAAAUUGCUACUAUUAUUUCACUGGUUUGUUUACAUUCUAAACAGAAAUGAUUUUGUCCAACAUUUUGUAUAAAGUUUUUAUUUAUCAAAUUUACAAAAAAAAUGCUCUGUUUCUCAAAAUCCAGUGAAUGUGGAUAGAAUAAAACAAUUAUUCCACUCAAUCUUGUCGUACAUGGCUUAUAGCCAACUUGGUGCUACGCACCUACUACUCAAUUUUGUGGAAUAACUAAUAAACUACGGUAUCUAACUAACUAACUUAAUUAUAUAUAAAAGGAAUUGUGUAUAUAUAUCUCAGUAUUCUCCCCAGAGUGCGUUUGCGUGUCGAGGCCGACACACUUUAAUUUCAUGCUGACGCUAUUUUUUGCUCUGACACUCGCUGAAAACUGCUCUGUCAACUCUCACGACUUUGCCGUGAGACUCAUGAUUUUUUGCACUGAAUCACGCAGUGAAAGGAUCUUUGUGAUUGGUUGACUGCAGGAAGUUGACCGAAAUCGCGUCUUACUUUGUCUUCAUCAUUUCCACAUUACCGGCGGGAAAGACGCACCUGCUGAAAAUGAGUGACAGCAAUUCUGGAUCAGAGGACCCUCCGAGUUCUAAAAACCAGAACAUUUCCAAGUAAGGUGCAGCUGAGUAUGAUACGAAGUUUAAUACCAGCUGGACCAAAAUCUAUCCAUGCAUUAUCGCUGAUUCAGCAAGCAAGCACCAUUUCUGAUGCAACUGAUAUUGAUGUUGAACUUCACAUAUAAAGAAAGUCUGACAAAGAUCUUGAAAAAGCGAGAUCAUCAACAGGAUUGCGCUUGACCGCAUUUGCAGCAUAGACUUCUGUCAAUGAGAAAAUAUAUUUUUAUACUUUAUCAUGUUUGAAAAAAGUUAAAAGUGCCUUGUUUCAGUUAAUCUAAGCUCAACUUGAUAUAUUUGCAAAGUUGCUAAGUUAAAGUAAAAUAAUGUCUUAUUUUGAACUGUCCCACUGAUAUGUUAUCAUAAAUGUACAGGCAAAUAUCUUUUUUCAACAGGAACUUUGCAUGCUGUGUUUGGUGUGUUUAUUAUUAUAAUAGUAGCCAAGUGAGUUUGUGCCGGUGACAGGAAAUAAAAAAUAAGCACAUAAAUGUAUAAAUCUAUAACUAUAUAAUUGGAAGUUGUAAAUACAUUAUUGUCAUAAUGGUUUUGGGAUUUUUGGUGAUGGUAUUACUUUGAGUAAUUCACUAAUUUUAUAUUCCUUUAAUAUUAUCGUUCUAAUAAUUUAUUUAAUGUUAUAAACUCUAAUACAUAUUUUAUGUGAUAUUUAAUAAGUAGGACAGAAUAUUAAAUUUACUCAGCUUGUAGUGCUAUAUUCAGAUAAUUUUUUUGUAAUGAUAUAAUUAUUUAUUUACCCUUUCAUUUAAUAAAGGGCAAAAUAAGCCUCAAACUCUGCUGCAGUAAAUUGCAAACAUGUGCACUUUUAUGGAGUUAAAACCUUGAUUUAGAAAUGACCUGGUAGCAACACAAAUUGUGUUUCCUGUUUUCCUAUGAUGUGACAUGCAUAUGUAUUUUUGUGGUGAAAGCUUAUAAAAAUGUGAUCAUUGCACAUCUUUUAUUUCAUGACCAUGCUGAAAUGUGUUAUUGUUUACCUGGCAUUGUUUUGUUAAUAAAUGUGGUGUCCUUA